AUGGAAGGCAUGGACGCAGCUCAUCUUGAAGACCAGCUCGACCAUCCACUCGACCAACCGGUCGAGUUCCUCAACUCGACCGGCCAAGCUUCAACUCGAUCGAGCUGGGAGUCAAAGUCAAACCCGAAAAAUGUUGCUUCCCCCUUGACUUUCCCUUUGACCCUAAACCUAAUCCUCUUUGUCUUUUGGAGCAUAUGGGACAUGAGGAGCAUGGAGGGACUUGGCACAUGGAAGCAGCUCAACUGGAUACGCAAAGGAAGAAGGGAGAAGCCAUCUUGA
This is a messenger RNA of Microthlaspi erraticum, 279 nucleotides long. The record is from the annotation of a GenBank genome assembly. NCBI's taxonomy places the organism in Eukaryota, Viridiplantae, Streptophyta, Magnoliopsida, Brassicales, Brassicaceae.